AUGAAGAACAGAAAGCAAUGUAUUCAAGAUACUGAGGGUCAGAAGCAUGAAGGCAUGGAAGGUGAAGAAAAUGAAGGAAGCUGUUCCUGUUCUACUUCAUUAUGUGACGGUGACACAUGCCCCAUCUGUCUGAACUGCCUUCUAGAACAAGAGAUUGGUUUUCCUGAGAACUGCAGUCAUACCUUCUGCAUGACUUGUAUUCUUAAAUGGGCUGAGACACAAGCUUCAUGUCCUAUUGAUCGCAGACCAUUUCAAGCAGUAUGCAGGCUUGAUGCAUUAGAACAGCAGAUAAAGGUUCAGGUUAAAAAACAACUAAGGAGAAAGGAAGAAGAGGAAAACUGUGCCUGCAACAAGGGAAAAUAUAGCCAUGCGAAGAUAAGGAGUUUUGUGAGAAGAGCUGUAUGUCCAGACAGAGGGCCAUUAAAAGCAAAAUUAAGCAAAAUUGUGAAGAAAAAAUACAGUAAUAUUUUUUAUGGCAAACAAAACAAGAAGGCUUUGUCUGUGAAAACAAACAAGCCCAGAACACAGACCUGCUGGAAUGAGUGCUUCAGAACUAAUUUCUUCAGCACGCUUCCGGCUGGUGGUAGCAAUGAACAAUCCUUUUUCAGCUGUAGAAAUGACUGUACAGAAUUCACAGAAGUCAAUGCAGCCAUCAGGCAGAAGAGACAAGAACUGGAAUUGUCCUGUUCAUCUGCUCUUGCUAGAGUUGAAAGAAUUCCUUUAAUGUCUCAUGGAGCUGAAGCCGAGACCUUUCUUCUCACUACUACAAUGGCAGGGACAAUUCUUCCAACAACUAUCAGGCCUUUGGAAAACUUUGAAUCUUUAGGCAAAGAAUAUGCUGUUGCGUGUACCCAAGAAGGAGAAGAGAAAAAGCAAGCUUCUGGUUCAUCUGGCACUAGAGGAACUAGAAGGAAAUCAGUUAAUACUACUCCUAGAAGAAGGUCUGCACGAAAUAGCAAAAACGAGACUCUGGGUCCAUCUCGGAGCUCACCUCGGUCAAGCAGUUCUGCCUGCAGUGCCCCUGAUGGCAAUAACCCAUCUCUGAAUAAAUCUUCAGAAUCAGAGAAGGCUCCUCCAAAACGAAAAUCUAAAAGAGUAGUUAAAAAACAAACACCUGUGCUUAAAAAGAAACUGAGAAGUUCUGCACGUUCUGAAAAAUCGUCCAGUGAUUCAGUGGAAGAUGAUGACAUUGGUGAGUCUGAAGCAGUUCUAACAUUAGAUAAAGACCAGCAGUCAGAUACUGAAAGCAAUAACACAAGCCUUCCGCAGAAAAACAAUGUGGAAGCAGAAUCUGCUAAUGGAUUGGAAAGCUGUAGUGAACAUGCAGAAAUUGAGGAAACUACAGGAGAAUGUGACGAAGAUGAAGAUACUUCAGGCAACAUGGAUGUAAGUUUUCCUGUCCAAGAACCUCCAGUACUAACUUCGGGGGGUGAAAGUCAGGAAUUUGAAGUUAAAGGAGUUACUGAAAAAAACGUACAUCUGAAGGAUCAGGACAUCUGUGAAAAUACUCUUGAACAAAUGGAAGCAGUAGCUAGUCCCAGAGAUGAAGUGUGCGACCAUGCAACUUCUGAAAAAGUAGAUCAGAUGUGUCGUCCUCAAAAUGAAUUGGUGGAGAAUGUAGAAACUUUGACAAAAGUAAAUCAACCCGUGCCUAGUCCAGAAAAUAAAUUGUUGGAACAUCCAGAACCUUUGAGAAAAGAUCAGCCAUCAGAGAGCCCCAGAAGCAAAUUGCCUGAGCAUCCAGAAGCCAUAGAAAUAGAUGAUUCCAAGGUUGAAGAAAAUACAGUAGUAGACUGUGCAAGUACAAAUACUCAAAACUUAAAAACUGUUCAAGACGAAGAACCAGACACAUUAAUACAUAGUGUUUCUAUGGACAGUACAUCAGAACAAUCCUUAAAAGAGAACACCAUGCCAGAAAGUGAGGAGGGCAGAACUUCAGAGUCACCCCAGGUAAAUGCUGAACAUAAACAUUUUGGUGAGGAUAACAAUGAAAUGAUACCAAUGGAUUGUGACUCAUUUUGCAGUGACCAGAACGAUCCUCAGAUUAAGCAGUUACCACCAGUUGAAAGUAUAGAGCAAGGAGAAGUUAACUCUUUACAGUGUGAUGUGGGAAACUGUACAUCAGUCUCAGGACUUUCUGAUGAAAAAGGUGAAACUAUUCCUCAAGAAAGGGAGUGCCAGUCAGAACUCAAAAAAGAUAAAAAGCCUCGAACUAGAAAGUCUAGAUUUCACUCUCCGUCAACAACUUGGUCUCCUUCUAGGAGAGAGGGCAGGAAGUCUCAGUCACCAUCCCCUAAAAGGGAGAUGACCAGAGACAGGAGCUCACGAUCACCCAAGAAGGAAACUGUCAGGGAGGGAAGGAGAUCCUUAUCUCGGUCUCCGAAGAGAGAGACGCUCACAGAUGAGAAAAAAACACCACCUCGAUCUCCCAAAAGGGAAACUGUCAGGGAAAGCAGGAGAUCGUCAUCUCGGUCAAGAACUAAGGAUUCAUCUCCGAGACAAAAAUCUAGAUCUCGAAGCAGUGAUAGAGAUAGUCAAAGAAGAGAUCGUAACAGAGAAAGAAGAAAUAGGAGGUGGUCUAGGUCACGGUCACGAUCUAGGUCAAGAUCACGAUCUAGGACAAGAAAUAAAGGUUCUUCGUUCUCUAGAAACGAGAGGGACAGUCAUUCACCUCGAUGGAAAGAGAGAUGGGCAAAUGACAGCUGGAGGAGUCCCAGAGGAAAUGAUCGAUACAGAAGAAGCGAUCAAGAAAAACAGAAUGAAAGUCUUAAAAAAGAGAAGGACAAUACAGAAAAAAACAAUGAUGAUCAGUGUUCUUCAGACAAGCGGAGGAAUGAUUGUCCAGACUGGGUAAUGGAAAGGAUAAACUCUGUUCCAGAAGUCAGGAACAGAGAGAGAGAGAAACCACAUUGGGAAGACAGCAGGCAUGAUAAUUCAGGACAGUCUUGGAAUAAAAACUUUGGUUCAGGUUGGAUGCCAAAUCGAGGGAGAGGUCAGCGUGGCCGAGGUGGGCGUGGAAGAGGUGGUUUCAUGUAUGGAGACCAGAGUGAAAAUCACUGGCAAAACAGAAAACCUCUCUCAGGGAAUUCAAAUGGUUCUGGGAAUGAAAUGUCAAGGUUCCCAGAACAUCAGCCAUACAAGCGUAAGAAUGAACAAGAUUAUUCUUUCGAUACGCCUGCUGACAGAUCUGGAUGGACAUCUGCAUCCAGCUGGGCUGUAAGAAAGACUUUACCGGCUGAUGUGCAGAAUUAUUAUUCAAGAAGAGGACGCAAUUCACCAAGCCCACAGUCUGGAUGGGGAAUGAGGCAAGAAGAGGAGACACCUGAACAAGAUCCAAACCUCAAAGACCAAGGCAACCAGCAAAGCGAUGGUUCUCAGUUACCAAUAAAUAUGAUGCAGCAGCAAAUGAAUGUAAUGCCACAAGUGAAUGCACAGCACCAACCUAUGAAUAUCUUUCCGUACCCAGUGGGUGUCCCUCCUCCCAUGAUGAAUGUGCAACGAAAUCCUUUCAACAUCCACCCUCCAAUGCCCAUGCAUCUCCCUACCGGAGUGCCUCUCAUACAGGUAGCUGCUCCCACAAAUUUGUCUCAGGGAUUACCUCCGCCUCCACCUCCACCCCCACCAUCUCAACAAGUCAACUACAUUGCUCCACAGCAAGAUGGAAAACAAUUGCAGGGAAUUCCAAAUGCUGCUCAUGUAAGUAAUAACAUGAGUGCCCCAGCCGUGCCUGCUCCAACAGCAGUCCUGGGAAACGUGGGAUCAGUUCAGGGACCAAGUUCGGGUAAUGCAACGUCGUCAAGUCACAUCAAGAGCUCUAAUGCAGCUGUGAAAUUGGGAGAAAAUAAAGCAAGUGUAACGGUGGAAGCCAGUGCAGAUAGCUCGAAGAAGGACCAG
Tauraco erythrolophus (red-crested turaco) is the source of this 3894-nucleotide messenger RNA. The record is from RefSeq and is a predicted model, not a curated record. NCBI's taxonomy places the organism in Eukaryota, Metazoa, Chordata, Aves, Musophagiformes, Musophagidae.